AUGGCAGACGUAGACUACCAGCCUUCGAAGCCUUCCUCGAAACUUUCGGGGGUUUCUCUGUACCCCGUGUAUGCGGUUGUUUAUGUCUUGGCUCUUUCGGCAAUCCUUGUGAUAGCCUUUUAUUAUAUGCUAACAGGAAAGGGAGCAAGAUUUGAUUUUGGAUGGUUUCUAGAAAGCACUUCUCCAUUUAUGUGGGCGAGUAUAGGUAUUGGCUUGUCAAUCUCCUUGUCAGUAGUCGGAGCUGCCUGGGGAAUAUUUACCACAGGAGUGAGCAUCCUCGGAGGCGGAGUUAAGGCCCCUCGUAUCAAAACAAAGAAUCUGAUCAGUAUCAUCUUCUGUGAGGCUGUUGCCAUCUAUGGUAUCAUCAUGGCUAUUGUCAUUGCUAACCAAUUAGGGACUUAUGACCCACUCACUGCAUCAGAAACUGUUAUAAGGGAUUCCCAUUAUGCAGGUUUCCAGAUGUUUGCUGCUGGCCUCACAGUAGGAUUAUCUAACAUUGCUUGUGGGAUCAGUGUUGGAAUUGUUGGAUCUGGUGCUGCUUUAGCCGAUGCCCAAAAUGCCAGUCUUUUUGUAAAGCUCCUAAUUAUAGAAAUCUUUGCCACUGCAAUUGGUCUCUUUGGAAUCAUUGUUGCUAUCUUGCAAAUCACAGGAGUGAAGAUGGGAACAGAUUAACUGCUGUCUCAGACCAUUAAUACAAUUAUAUUAUGUACGACCUAGGGAACACUACCUACUGGACAUAUUUGGAAAUAUUGCUGCUGCUAGCUCAGCUCCUUCUGAAGAUACGUCUGGAGAGGAAAAGAUGAGGAAUAGAUUCAAAUAAAGAAAGUGUAAAUGUGGUAGAUUUAUUCUAUUCUACUGAUGUCUCCAACAAUCCUUCUUGAAUGAUCAUAAUUCAAGCUUCAUUAAAAACCAUUUGUUUGUAGACAAAGAUCUUUUGGGCCAAAAACAUUAAUACAUUUUUAUGCAUUUCCAUGUUCUCUUUGGUUAAUUUGUUCAUUUUAAUAGUAAGUUGUUGAUGUUUCCAAAUAUAUCAAACAUCAGUUGUCUACAGUAAAGAUUGAUUUGUCUGAAAAUAAAGAAAAAAUCUGCUCACUGAACAUGCUGUAAGCUCAUCGCUUACAUACAAUUUCUGGCUCAAUGUCUGGAGCUGAACUUAUUGCAGGCUAAUUCAGAAGUGUUUGUAAUUCUACUAAACGUUAAUAGAAAUAGAUUGCCAAGGUAUUACCAGGCAUGGGCUUAUUAACGUAAGAAUACCAUUAGAGGACAAAUAUUGGUAAAAUAUGAAAUUUUAUGUAAAUGUUGUUGUUGUCAUCGGCUGGUUUUUGUGAGGGAAAUAAUACUUUGGAAACAAACAAAGAUGGAGGCACAAGUGCUGGACACACAAAAAACAUGUACCUGUACAUACUUUGUGAUUUGUGUUUCCAGCUUUUUGCAAUGGAAGAUACCGUAAUUUUACACAAGGUUGGCAAUGAAAGUAGCCUUGGAGUGAUUUUUGAACAUACUGAUAUAUUUGGGGUAAUAAGGUUCAACAGUGCAGUAUUCAUAAUCCAUGUCAAAACUUAAGAAAUCCUUGGGUACACAUUUUUAUCAUCAGUUGUAGAUUUAUAUUCAGAUAAAUAUUUAUCCAUAUAAUAUAUACAACUUACAUUGUAAUAUGCUUCAAACAUCAUGUCUCGAACAAUACAAACAUGUAUCAACAUGUGAAUGAUUAGUUUUAUAUCUACUGUGAUUUCCUUUUGUUAUCAAAUAUUCUCACUUCAUCAGUCUGUAAAUAUUGAUUUUCAUGGAAGUAGAGCUUAUUUUUAUUUCAUGCUUGAUUGAGCAGUAUGUACAUUGUAGUAUGUAACCAAGAAUGACUGAAAAUUACUGAUAAAUAAUCUGUGAAAUGAUUUAAAUUGCAUUACAUUAUAUUGCUAGUAAUGUGUACAGGGUAUAUAGAGUAAGUAGUAGUUACUUUAAAUCUGAUUCAUACAAUGAAUCUAUUUAAAUAUUUGUAAUAUUAAGAUACAGAGUACAGCAAUGCUACAGACAUUAAUUGUUGGCUUCUAAAAGGGCAAGUUAUUCUUCUUUUUAAUUGGAGUAUAUCUUCACUUUUGCCAUAACAAGUAAACAAGAAGUUUCAAGAAAUGUAUUCAAAGUGAAGUUUGUAGGGUACACAUUGGAUUAGUUAUUAUUGUCAAUAAAUGUAUUAAUGAUCAUUUUGAAAUUUUCAGCAAUUUGUUUUCCCAACAUUCCAUUCUUUUCCACAAUUCUUGAAAAUUGAUUUGAAUUCUUUGAUUAAGUAGAAUAAAAUGAAAUUUAAACGGUAAUUUGAUAUAAUGAAGUACUGUACAGUGUGUGUAAAUAUAGAAUAUUGAUAACAUGUUAAAAAUAAUGAAAACAAAAGUGAUGAUUUGCUCUUAAAGUGGGUUGAAAACUUUUCAUAUCUGAAAUCUAUGUUUCAUUCCAGUUGUACCUUGAACAAAGAGUGUUUUUGUCAUGAUUGGUUGUGUGAGAGGGAAUUAAGAAAUGUUUGUAUGGGGAUCAAAAGUUGUUUGUUAAAUAUUUAUCAUGAAAUAUGUGAUUAUUUGUGUUUUGUUACAUAGUAAUUAUGGUGCAUGGAAAAAAAGGUAAGGUGGUUGUCUCUGGUAGACAGAUUCUUUAAUAUCACAAUAUCUUUGUUAUAUAAAUGAUAAAAAGCAAUUGGUUCCCUUCUCUAACUUAUGUACUACUACAGUAUGAAAACAUUGAUAGUUUAAAAAAUACCAAUGAACAUUCUAAAAACAGUUUCCUGUACAUUUUGUUGCUGCUGUGUAAGAUUAUUUUUUUUUUUUUUGGAUAAUUAAUAAAUCAAAAACACACACUUGAGAUUGAAGAAAGUUGAAGAUCUUUUAAGGAAAUUAUCAUGCAAUCGUCAAAAUGAUGAAAUGUGAGGUGAAAUUGUAAGUAUAGUGAUUGAAAUGUGGUCAAAGAGUGAUGGUAAGAUUUUCUUUAAUGAAUCAUAACAUGGAAUAUCAUCUGAAUCAGAUAGCAGUAAGAUAUCAGAUACAAUUUAUAUGUGGUGCAGAAUGGUGUGAUAUUUACGUGUUGAUAUUUAUGUAAGGCCUGUGCAGUUGGAUCUGGUUCUCCGAGAGUGGUACAUUUUUGUUGAUGCUACAAAUGGUUAACAAGGUUAAAUUUGUAUUAUUGAUGUUUCCAUUUUAAUUCCACUAUAUAACAGAAGAAACAACAAACCUCAGCAUGAACUUUCAUAACCUGCCUUCCUCGGGCAUCAACACGUAUAAGAAAUAAGAAUUAAAGCAAUGAACAAUCUUGCUAUGGUAGGUAGACAUGAUCUAUUUUAACAUCCAUUACAUGUUUGACAACAAACCUGUCAUAACUUGGUGAAGUAUUUACUCAUUGAAAAGCGAAUCUAAAUAGAACUAAAAUGAAGUGUUUUUUUUUUAAUCUCUGUUGUACAAUGUGGUAAGCUAGAAAGUUACCUGUAAUCAUUGUAAGAGUUACCCCCCUUAGGACUGUAGUAGGUAUACAUACUAUGUAUCCUUAAAUGUUGUUGUUCCACUGAUUUGUGCUAUUUUGAUUAUCAUUUCGUGAUAGGUAAAAUUGAUUAAUGAGACAAAAGCAAUGUUAAUUUCAAAUCUAGUCAAAAUCAGUAGUUGGUUGAUAUAGAACGUGAUAAAGAGAAAAAUGUCGUGGUUUGUCAAAUGAGCCAUAAUCACUGAAGAGGGAAGCGAAAUGUUCUGUAUUGAUAUACAGUAGUUAUUAGUAUUUAGUGCAUAUGUUCUAUGUCAUUGAAUAAAUAUCAUAUAAAUA
Messenger RNA from Ylistrum balloti, 3792 nucleotides. Its product is annotated as V-type proton ATPase 21 kDa proteolipid subunit c''-like. Gene Ontology annotation, biological process: proton transmembrane transport. The coding region runs from base 1 to 672 and encodes 223 amino acids. NCBI's taxonomy places the organism in Eukaryota, Metazoa, Mollusca, Bivalvia, Pectinida, Pectinidae. The record is from RefSeq and is a predicted model, not a curated record. Gene Ontology annotation, molecular function: proton-transporting ATPase activity, rotational mechanism. The transcript has 7 exons. Gene Ontology annotation, cellular component: proton-transporting V-type ATPase, V0 domain.